Molecule: messenger RNA, 1098 nt
Organism: [Candida] anglica
Lineage: Eukaryota; Fungi; Ascomycota; Pichiomycetes; Serinales; Debaryomycetaceae
Source: the annotation of a GenBank genome assembly
AUGUCGUUCUUAAGUACUGCUUCCAAUACGUCUCAAGCAAAUCUACUGGCUCUGAAUGGGCAAGAGCUCAUCAAUGAUAUCACCCUUAACAAUCCUCCAGACGAUUCGAUAUCCGAUUUAUCAUUUUCUCCACAACAAGAUCUUUUGGCAGUGGCCAGUUGGGACAAGAAAGUGCGUAUCUACGAGGUCGACCCAAACACGGGGAACAACCAAGGCCGUGCCUUAUACGAACAUGAAGCCCCUGUAUUAUCGGCCAGAUGGUCACUGGAUGGACAAAGAGUCGUCAGUGGGGGUGCAGACAAACAAGUAAAGCUUUUCGAUUUGGCUCUGCAGCAGCUGCAAACCAUUGGUGCCCAUGACGCUGCUGUCCGUGCAGUCAGAUACGUUGAAUGUGGUCCCACCAACACCCCUGUGGUUGCAUCUGGAUCAUGGGAUAAAACUUUGAAAUAUUGGGAUAUGAGAGCCCAACAACCAAUCUCAGUAGUCAAUUUGCCUGAGAGGGUCUACAGUAUGGAUAGUGCGCAGAAACUCCUUGUUGUUGCCUGUGCAGACCGUCAUCUCUCCAUAAUAGAUUUAAAUAACCCUCAACAAAUCUUUAAAAAUAACAUGUCACCAUUGAAAUGGCAAACUAGAUCCGUCAGUUGUCAUCCACAGGGUGAUUGCUACGCCGUUGGGUCCAUUGAAGGUCGUUGUGCCAUCCAAUACGUUGACGAUCAACAAAAUAAGGGUUUUUCAUUUAGAUGUCAUAGAAAGACCGGAGCUGGUCAAACUGGAAACAUUAGAACCAACAGUACUGACUCUCAAAUCUUUGCCGUCAACUCCAUCAAUUUCCAUCCAGUCUAUGGUACUUUCAGCACUGCAGGUUCAGAUGGUACCUUUUGUUUCUGGGAUAAGGAUGCGAGACAACGUCUUAAGGGGUUCCCACAAGUCAACUCUACGAUUUCUGCUUCAUGUUUCAACAAGAACGGUAGUAUUUUCGCAUAUGCUAUGAGUUAUGACUGGUCUCAGGGAUACAUGGGUAAUAGACCCGAUCUUCCAAAUGUGAUUAAAUUACAUGGAACAAAGGACGAUGAAACAAAGCAAAAGAAGAAAAGAUAA